GCAAUGGCGCGUAACGAGGAGAAGGCGAUGUCGAUGUUGAACCGAUGGCUGCGGGUGCAGUCCGGGGAAGACAACAAGAAGAAGGAGAGAAGGCCAUACUCCGCCACUAUGGUCGAAUCCCUGCCAGAGGCAGAGAAGUGGAGGAGGCAGAUAGUGGGAGUCAUCACUAAGAAGGUCGCGGAGAUUCAGAACCCUGGGCUCGGAGAGUUCAAGAUACGCGACCUCAACGAUCAGAUCAACCGACUCUGCCGAGAAAAAACGAAUUGGGAGCGUCGCAUCAUUGAGCUCGGAGGCCCAAACUACUUGAAAUCUUCGAGUGUGCUGGACGCAGAUGGCAAGGAGGUACCCGGCACGAAGGGCUACAAGUACUUCGGAGCCGCUAAGGAUCUUCCUGGUGUUCGCGAGCUGUUCAAGAGCGAUCAUGAAACUCCAGCCGCCAAGAGAAGUCGCACUGACAUGUACAAGUGUGCUGAUGCCUCCUACUUCGGCUAUCGCGAUGAGGACGACACAAUCUUGCUCCCGCUUGAGAAUGCUGCUGAGCAGGAAGCCGUCGCGCAAGCGGUGCUGGAGUGGACGGAGAGGCAGGAGAAGGGAGGCGUGCAGAAAGACGACGACGACGAAGACGAGCCGCAGGACAAGAGCGACUCGUUCGUCGCCCAUGUCGCGGUACCAAGCAGGGAGGAGCUGGAGCGAGCGGCUCUUGCGGCGAAGAAACGUCAGAUGCUCGCUCAAUACGUCUCACAGGACGAGUAGGUCUCAUUGCAGCCAUCUCCUCCACUGUCUCCUCCUUCUCCCCCUUCCCCUCCACCCCCCCCGACAGCUAGAAGUUCACUCUCCGUCUCUUCUCCCUGCUCGCCUAUGGGUCCGCGUACCACCUGCUCCGACAAAUAAACGAAGUGAAAGAGG
Molecule: messenger RNA, 906 nt
Organism: Guillardia theta CCMP2712
Lineage: Eukaryota; Cryptophyceae; Pyrenomonadales; Geminigeraceae
Exons: 10
Coding region: 4-753 (249 amino acids)
Biological process (GO): generation of catalytic spliceosome for second transesterification step; mRNA 3'-splice site recognition
Cellular component (GO): post-mRNA release spliceosomal complex; catalytic step 2 spliceosome; Prp19 complex
Source: RefSeq, a predicted model, not a curated record